AAAUCGACACCUUUCUUUCCCUCCAUUCAAUCAACCAUGGCCACUGUACUCUUUUUGGAACUACAAUAGACCAACCAAUCAACACCUUUUCGUCUCUCAAUUCAGUCAUCCAUGGCCACUGCAACGAAGACUACUGAGGUUGCAGUCUCUAAUGGGUUGGGAAAUGAAGAGGAAGAUGAAAGUAGUAGGAGUAGCAUAAGGGCGAUGCUUGCGAAGCUCACAUUGAACAAGAACCCGAAGAAGCAAGUCAUUCCUCUCGGACUCGGAGAUCCGGCAACCUACCCCUGCUUCAGAGUGGGCCAGAAUGUGGCGGAAGCUGUUGUGAAAUCCCUAACCAGUGGCAAAUACAACACUUAUGCCCCAUCUUUUGGUAUUGCAGAUGCAAGAAGGGCAGUUGCAGAGUAUUUGUCAGAGGGGGUACCGAAAGGACUAGGGCUUGUAGAAGAGGACGUUUACAUGACGGUUGGGGGAUCUCAGGCCAUUGAGAUUUGCCUCGCUGCAUUAGGCAGAGGUAAACGAGGACCCUACAACAUAUUGAUGCCAAAGCCAGGAUUUUUGCUCUAUCAAAACUUCUGUGCACUAAACAACAUUGAGCCCAGGUUCUACCAUUUACUCCCACAAUCCAAUUGGGAGGUUGAUCUGGAUGGGGUGAGGCAUAUUGCAGAUGAUAACACGCUCGCCAUCGUUGUCAUCAACCCCAAUAAUCCCUGUGGUGCAGUUUACUCUCGCUAUCACCUCCAACAGAUUGCAGAAGUAGCAGGAAAAUUGAAGGUUCCUGUGGUUUCCGAUGAAAUAUAUGGGCAUAUCGUAUUCGGAGGAAGUGAGUUUGUACCUAUGGUCUCAUUUGCUUCCAUCACUCCCAUAAUAACUAUUGGAGGCCUAUCCAAACGUUUCCUUGUCCCUGGAUGGCGACUAGGUUGGAUAGCCCUCUCUAAACCCCAAGGAUCUCUCAAGCAAACUCGGAUCAAAGAAGACAUUGAGAAGCUCAUGAACGUAAUUCCUGGACCUUCCUCCUUCAUACAGGUUGAACUUCUACCGUCUUUUAUAGUCAUGUUGGUAUGUUGUUUCUAUAAGGCCGAGGCUCUGAACCAUCAAAGUAAGGCUGCACUUCCUAGCAUAUUAUCAGACUCAAACCAACAUUUCCAUGAGAACAUGAUCAGUUUGCUGGGGUCAUGUGCUGAUGCUUGCUACUCAGGAAUUGAGCGUAUCAAAGCUCUAUAUUGCCCUUCCAAACCAAGGGGAUCGAUGUUUAUCAUGGUCAAGGUCCAAAUUUCGCUUCUCUCAAAUGUGAAUGAUGACGUAGAAUUUGCAACAGAGCUCAUGAAGGAGGAGUCGGUCCUAGUCCUACCAGGUUCCAUUCUGGGGUUGAAAGAUUGGGUAAGGAUACAUUUUGGAGCUCCUCCAGAAAUAUUGGAAGAGGCACUUGAUAGGAUUGAAUCCUUUUGUGAGAGACACAAAAACUGCAGGUAGAAGUUAACGAGCAAGAGCGGUGAUGGAUGCACCACACAGACAUCGAUUCAUUCAUUCACUUGGAUAUUUUGCUCAUUCUUCAAGACUUUGGAGCAGCACAAUUGCGUUUGCAUAACUGGAAACCGAAACAAUGUCGGGGGAUCAUUUCCCUUUCUUUAUUCCUUUUUUUGUUUUUUGUUUGACUGCCAAAAGACUUACUCUGCCAAUUUAUCAAAAAAUAAAGAGAAACAGAGAAAGCUACCGGAUGUUACGGCUUCUUGCAACUGCUAUUCUUUUCACCUGUAGCAAAAAUGGGGAUAUCCCAAAAAGACUGAACACUUGCUUUAUUCA
Amborella trichopoda is the source of this 1800-nucleotide messenger RNA. RefSeq names its product nicotianamine aminotransferase 1. The record is from RefSeq and is a predicted model, not a curated record. Lineage: Eukaryota; Viridiplantae; Streptophyta; Magnoliopsida; Amborellales; Amborellaceae. Gene Ontology annotation, molecular function: pyridoxal phosphate binding; L-tyrosine:2-oxoglutarate transaminase activity. Gene Ontology annotation, biological process: L-tyrosine catabolic process; biosynthetic process.